UUGUUAGCCUCCGGUGUUGGUUUUGUUGGGUGAGAAGCGUCAGCCAGGUGUGGUUUCACUUACAGAGGAGAGUGCUGUGGGAAAAUGUGUAUUUUCCCUCAGGCCUGAUGCCCAUACACGUGGGGCUCUCCCGGUGCCUGAGGUCGGGCUGACCCUGGUAACUCACCUUUGGUGCUGGAUUUCUACCUCUGAUCCCUUCUCCUUCAGAGCAGGGUCCAGGCCAAAUGCAGGAGGCAGAGAAUGAUAAGCUGAGCACCAGCUACUCCUAGUUAUCCAGCUCCUGACUGGCCCCUCUCAUCUCAUCCUGCCCUUCUCACUUCAUUAAAUGCCCCUGGCCUCUUAAAAUUAAUUUGUUUGGGCUUCUCUUAAAUCGAUGGCACUCCAGUUGUAGCCUAGUAAUCCCCCAUGCUAGAAGAACUUUCUCUACAAGCUGUGGGGAGUUCACCUUGGCACAACUCUUUGACUUGAGAUUUUUAUUCUUUGACACAUUGCUUUGACUUGAUGCUUUUACCCUUCUUUCUCCUUUUCAGAAACACUUGUGUGGUGUUCUCUGUGUGCAGCUGGAAGCAAAGGUUGAAAGAGACAUUCCAGCUUUCUUUUUCAUGGAGUCGGUGGUAGUUACAGCUGAUUCAGAUGGUGACUGAGCCACAGGAGGUGGAACAUGGCCGGACAAAUGUCAGAGGCUGAUCAGAUCAAGCAGUUCAAGGAGUUUCUUGGCACGUACAAUAAACUUACAGAAAAUUGCUUUGUGGAUUGCAUAAAGGAUUUCACUAGCAGAGAUGUGAAACCAGAAGAGAUAACUUGCUCAGAGAACUGCCUGCAGAAGUAUCUGAAGAUGACACAGAGGAUCUCCAUGAGAUUCCAGGAGUACCACAUCCAGCAGAACGAGGCUCUGGCAGCCAAGGCAGGACUGCUCAGCCAACCUCGUUAGAGCAGAGCACUGUGCUCAGACUCAAGCUGUGCCAAGAACACACUGGGGGAUUCCUACUGUCAGGAUGUGUGUCCAGCAGCUCAGAGCAGAGCUGUGGGUGCUGCUCAGGCAGUGGGAGCAGAAGGGUUAAACAGGAGCGCAGUCCCGGUGGCCUGGCAGUGGAGUUUGUUUCCACAAGGGAACCAUGCAGAUACAACUUUUCCCAGGACCCACAGACUGGUCUGAAUUUCAGGGGUGGUGGGAGGGCUCGCCUGCCUUUUGCUGAGACUGGUUGAGAUGAAUCAAUGUAACGUGGGGAAUACACUUUUUUAUUUAAUUCAAAUAAAAUCAGCUGGAGCCAUAUA
This is a messenger RNA of Motacilla alba alba, 1275 nucleotides long. It is a transcript of the gene TIMM9, whose product is annotated as translocase of inner mitochondrial membrane 9. Bases 662 to 931 code for a protein of 89 amino acids. NCBI's taxonomy places the organism in Eukaryota, Metazoa, Chordata, Aves, Passeriformes, Motacillidae. The transcript has 4 exons. The record is from RefSeq and is a predicted model, not a curated record.